GCGAUGAAAUUCUCUUACGCAGUCGCAUAUUUGAAAUAUUAUGAGUGAAAAAUGGCUGGUGUUUAAACAAUUUUCAAAUUAAAAGCACCAAAAACUGAUUCUGCAGGAAACAAAAAACUGAUAAACUAUCGAAAACCGAAACCGAGAUUCCGUGCUAAUUUAAAUGCAAACAAAAACGAAAUGCCAAACAAAUUCUAAUUGAAUAAAAAAGUUUUUGUUCAACGAAUUAAACAGAGCACACUGUCAAAAAUGGUAAAAUGCAAUUAAGGAAAAUGGAUCAGCGUUGGAAAUACACCAAACAAGACACAAUAGUAAUAAACUAAAUUUCAGUCGCUUUUUUGCUUCCUCUGAAAUUGUCUAUAGAUACUAAAUACAUUGAGUUCGUUGCAUUGUUGCAACUAUGACCCGGGAAAAAAAUAAUGUUAUUAAUUAACAUAAAUCAGUGAGAUUCUACUUUGUUUGUGUGCAGUUUUUAUUUCUAUCGUUGCACCAAAGUAUUCUCUAGUGAGCUCAUAUUUUAAUGAGAGUAACAUUCGAUAUGAAGAAAUUUCGCCAACGCAAUGUGAACGAUGGAAUGUUAUAAUAAAUUUAAAAAGGUGCAACUUGGAUAUGCACAUGUGUGAAAACAAUGAGAAAAGGCAAGAGCAUAUUAGCGAAGCUUUAGAAAAUUAAAUCUCACAACUUUUUUUUUUCAUAAAUUCAAAUUGAAAACGACAAGUGCGUUGUACAAUCAAAGCGUAUUCGCAAUCGAGACUGAGCGCCAGAGUAAUGACAAAGUUAGGAACAUCGGUUAACUACAUUUAAUAACAAGAGAACAUAAAAAUAAUAAUCGCACAUUAAAAAGAAUUACUUCGAUAAUUGUGUGCAAAGUGUGGAAAUAGAACGGAAACAAAACGGAAAACGAUACGGAAUAAUUGUUUUUUUCAUCUCGUUAGAACGAAUGGGUUCUAAUAUGGAUGCACGAAAUCAACGGUAAAAAGAAUAUACGACUAAUCUGAUUAGUAGCGGCUCCAGCAACAAGAAAGUUCUGUGCGAUGCGCUUCAUUAAAUUUUGGAUAUUUUUCUUUAUUGAAGCCCUCGGGGAGUUUCAAAAUCACAUGAAUACCGCUCAAGCCUGUCUAAAUGAAUGCAUCUGCUUAUCGCAGACACAAGUUUUAUGUAAUACGGGUGGAUUGCGCGAGAUUCCAACGAAACGGCUACCACCAAGCGUUGAACAUUUAUCAUUAACCAAAAAUAAUUUUCCAAUAAUAAAAAGCGAUGCAUUCGCUGGCCUACGAAAUUUAAGGAAAUUAUCACUCGACGGGAAUAAUAUUACAACAAUAAAACCGUUUGCAUUUCGUGGCCUACCAAAAAUUCGUGAAAUUUCCAUACAACAUACGCCAUUGUCGACAGUUGCACAGUUUGCAUUUGCCGGUUUGCAAAAUAUUACCACAAUUUUAUUGAGCCACAAUAAAAUCUUGCGUGUUGAAACGAACGCAUUUGCGGGCACAUCGAAUGUUAAAUUAAUCUUAUUAUCAAAUAAUCCAAUGCUGAAAAUUGAGACGUCAGCAUUUUCUGGUUUAACGCAAGUGGAACAUUUACUUUUGCCAUCUGGUAUUCGAAUUAUCGAGCCGGACGCAUUCUAUGGUAUGGAUAGUGUUGGUUUACUAAAAUUAGCGUUCAUGGAUUUAACGGAAUUGUCACCGUUCACAUUCCGUGGAUUAACUAAUGUGGCGGUAUUAUCGUUGCAAGAAUCUGAUUUAGGUGUAAUUUGUUCAAAUUCAUUCGAUGGCCUGUCACACGUCGGAACACUGAAAUUUCUCAACAAUAAAAUCGAUUCGAUUGAAGAGUUGAAUUUAACAUCAUCGCAUCACAUAAAACAUUUAAUUUUCCAUGGAAAUCAUUUAUUAGAGACACCCGAACCCGGCGCCAUCAUUUUAGAUGGUAUACGCAAUAUAUCCGUUAUAAACAACCAUUUUCCGUGCGGAUGUCAUGUGCACGCGUUACUAGAUAGUGCGUUAUCGAAUGGCUCGUAUCAACGGGGUGACUUUAUGUCACGGAAUUAUUGCAUUUCACCGUUGGAUGUAAACGGCAAAGCGAUGAGCGAAUUGGAUCUCUAUGCAAUUGGACGAUGUCAGGAGCAGGUGACACGUGAAAAUCUCGAAUCAAAUGCAAUUUCUUUGCAUUCAACAAAACAACAUCAUCGAAUUUAUGUGCACACAAUGGUGGCCAUCGUAUUUUUAUUAUUACUGAUGAACGAAUUGCAGCGAUUGAACCGUGGCACCAGCGAAAAUAGCAGCCAAAGUGUCAACAGCACAAAUAACAAUCAGACUGAAAUUGAUCGUGAACAUCACAAUGACAUAAGAAAAAACCAAUAUAAGCAACACGAUCGAAUGGUAUGUGCGACAACCCGGUGAGCUUAUCAAUUAUGUAUACGAGCUGACAAAAAAGAAACGAUGCAAGUGAUAUUUAAAACAAUGAAAGAAAAUUCAAAAUGAAUUUUCAACACACUUCCAUUUCUUCCAUUUUGGAAGAGACAAAUUCAAUUCCGUUUGAAAUGUCAGUGUCACACUGAUUUUCGUACACCAUUCAACAUACGUUCAACAAUUGACAGCGACAUUAAGUUUUUCAUCAAUUCAAUUGCAUCUUGGAUAGUCCGCACGAACUAAAUGCAGCUUUUUUUUACUGCACAAUACUGUCACGCGGACCAAAGGCGCAUAUUUUUAAAUUUCUAUCUCCAUCAAAUGAACAUAAAACAUCAAAUAUUGUCGUGGCAUAGAAAAUGAUAUGUGGGAAUACUCAAUUCAUAUCUUUUUGUACCGUUAAUAUCAGAGCAAGUACAUCAUAUCAAAACAAGCGAAAAAAAACAUCUUUGUAUUUACGUUAUGGUUAAUUAGUUCCACCCCCAAAAAGUAUGUACAGGUUUAUUAUAGCAGGAAUACUUAUUUUUCUCGUUCGAUUAAAUUUAAAAUCAAAUGUAGCAAAACGUCAUCGCAUUUUCUUUAUACCAUUAACAAUUCUGUGCAAUUCGAUGUAAAUGACUGAAAACAAAUACAGAAUACAAAAUUACUGCAACGACCAUUACACAAUCGUUCAAAUCGGAUGUCGUCAAUCGAUUUGAUCGAUUUGGUGAUAAAAGUGUAGCCAAUUCGGACGAAAGUCAACCGAAUUCGAAGCGUUCAAUCACUGUUUGU
Contarinia nasturtii (swede midge) is the source of this 3173-nucleotide messenger RNA. RefSeq names its product chondroadherin-like. Gene Ontology annotation, molecular function: protein binding. NCBI's taxonomy places the organism in Eukaryota, Metazoa, Arthropoda, Insecta, Diptera, Cecidomyiidae. Bases 1035 to 2396 code for a protein of 453 amino acids. The record is from RefSeq and is a predicted model, not a curated record. The transcript is spliced from 4 exons.